Molecule: messenger RNA, 327 nt
Organism: Cladophialophora carrionii CBS 160.54
Lineage: Eukaryota; Fungi; Ascomycota; Eurotiomycetes; Chaetothyriales; Herpotrichiellaceae
Exons: 2
Coding region: 1-327 (108 amino acids)
Source: RefSeq, a predicted model, not a curated record
AUGAGUUGGUGGUGGUUAUUAGAGAAGCGCCUCGUAGAUACGGUAUGCUCCCUGCCACGAUACGAUUACUCUCUUUUCGACUUGAUCCGACAGUCUAACAGACCGCUCCCUUCCCAGCUCCUCCGCAGCCCAGCCUUCCAUCGCGGCGUCCAGCGAGUCCACAAGAAAGUCCAUGAAUUACAACAUGGCAAGCCCCCCGAAUACUACGGCGGCACGCAUAUCGACCCACAAGAAGCCGCCCAAGGCGGUGCAAAGAACUUCUUCAAACUGUUCUGGGAAGAGUUAAAAACAGGACACAAGCCAGAACCGCCACCACCGAAGAGAUAG